Molecule: messenger RNA, 615 nt
Organism: Trypanosoma brucei brucei TREU927
Lineage: Eukaryota; Euglenozoa; Kinetoplastea; Trypanosomatida; Trypanosomatidae
Exons: 1
Coding region: 1-615 (204 amino acids)
Source: RefSeq, a predicted model, not a curated record
AUGCGCCGUACUGCCUUCUCUCUUAUGAUUGUUCCACCAGAAUCUCAUCGGUACGCUAAGGCGACAUUUCAUGAGGGAGUGCACCGGCAGGCCCCUGGUGAUUCCACGCCAUGGCGCGACGUUGCUUCCCCUUUAAACAGGUUUAAAAUGUGGUGGUUGGCACCCGCUGCGAAGGGAACCAUGACGGCGGCGUGGUGCAUGACGAUUGUUAUGGGUGCAUAUUGCUUCUCUAUUCAGCAAGAUGCAAAAGGAACGUACCUGCUCAACAAUGUCCUGUUACGAACUCUGCACGAGGAGGCAAUGCGUGCCGAUGCUAACCAGGAGCGAGCGAAUGAACUCCAAGAGUAUCUGAAGCAAAGAUUGGAAAAGUUGGAGGCUGGUGGGAAGGCAGCGUCUCGUAACAUGGGCGGCGAUGCAGUCAAAGAGGGACUUAUCAAUCAUGAAUUGGAAAUUUCUCGUGAACGUGUUAGGAGCGACAGCAUUCACCAACGCAACCAACAACUAGUGGACGAGCUGCUCAAAGUGCGUCAAGAGCUUGCCGUGACAAGGAAAAAACAUUCGGCAGCCCUCUCGGAGAUCGAUAAAUUACAGAAGUUGCUGAAGGCGUGUACGUAG